This is a messenger RNA of Pneumocystis murina B123, 1672 nucleotides long. RefSeq lists its product as hypothetical. Gene Ontology annotation, molecular function: phosphatidylinositol binding. The coding region runs from base 28 to 1620 and encodes 530 amino acids. The record is from RefSeq and is a predicted model, not a curated record. Gene Ontology annotation, biological process: retrograde transport, endosome to Golgi; protein retention in Golgi apparatus. NCBI's taxonomy places the organism in Eukaryota, Fungi, Ascomycota, Pneumocystomycetes, Pneumocystales, Pneumocystaceae. Gene Ontology annotation, cellular component: endosome. The transcript is spliced from 9 exons.
UUAAUAUGAGAUGAUAUUAUAGCUAAGAUGGAUAAAACACAGGAAAAUGAGAAGUGUCGCGUUGGAUUUUCAAUAUCUCCAUUUGAUGACGAACAUGCAAAUCCGUUUGCAGAUGCUGUUUCUCUUGGAAGAAAACUAUCAGAUGAGUUGGAGAAUAUAGAGAAAUUGAGGACUUCUACAUAUAGUGAGAAAUCAGAUCAAGAUGUAUCUUCUAAGCCAUGGUUUACACCAAAUAAAUCACAACUUAAUGUAUCUUCUUUUCGUAGUUAUAGUACCUGUCGUAGUCCUAAAUCAUGUCUACAAAAUGUUGAACUGGAUUAUGAUCCAUUAAGUUACCUGGAUGAUACUGGUUCUACAAAUUUAAAUUUUUCAAAUGAUACCACUCAUAUAUCAUCUUUAACUGUUUUAAAUGAGAAAUCUCCUUUAAUUGAUAAACUGAAAAACAUUGGUUUAGAUGAGCCACUUCAUACAUCUUCUGAGCAAAGUAAUAAGGUUGUAUUUACAGUUUCUGUGGGUGAUCCUCGUAUUGUUGGUGAUAUUGCUUCUGCUCAUACUGUAUAUAAAAUAUUUACAUGUAUAACAUCUAAUGCAUCUAAACCUAUUGAAUAUAUUGUUAAUAGACGUUAUAAAGAUUUCCUUUGGCUUUAUAAUUCUCUUCAUUCGAAUAAUCCUGGUGUUAUUGUUCCUUCUCCUCCUGAAAAACAAGCUGUUGGCCGAUUUCAGGAAAAUUUUAUUGAAUUUAGGAGGCAUGCUUUUGAACGUAUGCUUAGAAAAAUUGUUGCUCAUCCUAUUUUGCAAAAUGAUGCAUGUGUUAAAAUGUUUUUGGAAUCUGAUACAUUUGCUGCAGAUAUUAAAGUUAAAGAGAAAGUCCCUGUUCAUGAAAGUAAAGGAUUUAUUAGCUCUAUUGGCGAAGUUUUUACUAGAGGUGCAUUUAGUGGGAAAUAUGUAGAACAAGACAAUUGGUUUAAUGAGCAAAAGCAGAUAUUUGAUUUAUUAGAUAUUCAAUUUAAAGGGAUGUCCAAAGCUAUUGAUACUGUCGUUAGGCAGAAAAAAGAUCUUGCACAAACAACAGGAGAUUUUGGACUUGCUUUGUCAAAUUUAUCUAAUAUAGAGUUGGAUGAAUCUUUAUCUCUUGCUUUGAUAUCUUUCUCUGAUCUUCAGAUAAGGAUAAAGGAAUUUUAUGAGCGUCAAGCUCAGCAAGAUAUUUUAAUUCUUGGGUCUAUGGUUGAUGAAUAUAUUAGACUUAUUGGCAGUGCUAAACAUGCAUUUUCUUUAAGACAGAAAGCAUAUCUAAAUUGGCAAGCUGCAGAAUCUAGUUUAGCUAAAUGUCGAUUUGAAAAAACUAAAGGUCAAGGGAAAUUUCAACAAAGUUCAUCUGAAUCUUCUAUUAAUAUUUUAGAUGCCGAAAAACGUUGUGAUCAAUUAAAAUGUGAUUUUGAUAAUAUUAGUAAUAUUUUGAAAGAAGAAAUUGAGAGGUUUGAAAUAGGAAAAAUAGAAGAUUUUCGUGGUAGUGUAGAAACUUUUUUGGAGUCGGUAAUCGAAGCACAAAAAGAGCUUAUUGAAUUGUGGGAAACCUAUUUGACUGAAUUGGAGAAAAAAACUGAAGUAUCUAAUGACUGACUUCAUUUUAAUAAUAUUUGACUAUUAUUCAUAUUUAGCAGGAUUAAGCGCG